UACGCGCGGGGAGGUGGGAGCGUCCGAAUAACGCGGGGUCUGAAGGGGGGGGAAAUGUCUCCUUCCGCUUCCGGGUGGGCGGUCGCCAUGGCGAGUAAUGCCGCCAGCCUCAACGCUGUGCGGGAGACCAUGGAGGUUCUGUUUGAGAUUUCAAGAAUAUUAAACACUGGCUUGGAUAUGGAGACCUUGUCUAUUUGUGUGCGGCUUUGUGAACAGGGUAUCAACCCAGAAGCAUUAUCUUCUGUUAUUAAAGAACUGCGUAAGGCUACAGAAGCUCUAAAGGCUGCUGAAAAUAUGACAAGCUGACAUGGUAGAAGCCUUCUUCAUGAGAAGAAUUCAAAGUUGUAGGGUUAAUAAAGGAUUUAACGAUUGGCCCCUACUCAGAAAUAAUAUGAAAUUAUAUCUGAAGGUUUCAGAAUAUUUCUGUAAGUCAUCUUGAAAAAGACAGUGUAUACAACAGCUUCAGAAAGUUUUGUUUUCUUAAAUAGACCCAUCAGUAAUCUUACCACACUUGAAUACUUGGUUAUCUUUAUGAACCAGGAGUGAAUUUAGUGCAAUUGCUCUUCUUCAGCAUCCAGGAUUUUUAAAGAAUGUCAGACUGAAGGCUUGCUGAAAUUGCUAGUAUGUAAUAGUGAAUGUCGUUAUCAAGAAUAUAGCUUGUUAAUGUAUCCUUUAGAAGUGCUAAUGUGUUCUGUUUAUUCCUAUUGUAUUGCUGUAAAAAUACAUGGAUGCUUUUAUCUGUGGGAAAAAUAGGAAUGAGGCCCCUUUUGACUUGAUUUUAAUUAGCGUACAGAUGAUGACUUAAAUGACUUAAGUCGCAUACUGAAAAUAAGAAAUAAAGCACUUUUGAUUAUCAAGAUAA
Numida meleagris (helmeted guineafowl) is the source of this 862-nucleotide messenger RNA. RefSeq names its product mitotic spindle organizing protein 1 (gene MZT1). NCBI's taxonomy places the organism in Eukaryota, Metazoa, Chordata, Aves, Galliformes, Numididae. The transcript is spliced from 3 exons. Gene Ontology annotation, biological process: mitotic spindle assembly; microtubule nucleation by interphase microtubule organizing center; gamma-tubulin complex localization. The coding region runs from base 55 to 306 and encodes 83 amino acids. The record is from RefSeq and is a predicted model, not a curated record. Gene Ontology annotation, cellular component: interphase microtubule organizing center; gamma-tubulin ring complex; spindle.